Orbicella faveolata is the source of this 4471-nucleotide messenger RNA. RefSeq names its product serine-protein kinase ATM-like. Gene Ontology annotation, biological process: DNA repair. Lineage: Eukaryota; Metazoa; Cnidaria; Anthozoa; Scleractinia; Merulinidae. Gene Ontology annotation, molecular function: protein serine/threonine kinase activity; protein binding. The record is from RefSeq and is a predicted model, not a curated record.
UGUUUUUUACCAGUCGUACUUUGGGCGUUGGGCAUCAGUCAAGAGAAAUGUGAUGGAGUAUGAUUCAAAGGAAAAUCUCCUUACUGAAAACGUGCAAACAUGCAAUAAACAUUCGCCUUUAUCCUGGAUUAGCUUAUUCAGGCUGUGAAACACUAGGCAAAGGCGAUUAAAAGUAAGACUGAAUUCACGACUAUCAUAAGUUUACACAACUACAAAACUGCACACUUAUGGAACAACAGAACAUUUUCCUACCUUGUUGCACGUUCUUGAAAAAGCGUAAUGAUUUUAAUUGUUUGCUCUGUUUAGCCACAGUCGUUAGGUACUACAUCAGCUAUGGAGACGGGCCUUGGUUUAUCUGAUGUCCAGUUAGAAGCUGCAGAUUUAUGGAUACCAGGGUUUGACGGUCAGGAAUACAAUCAUGAACAGUGGUUGACCAGACUAGCCUGCACAUUGAUCGAAAGUGGUUUUGUCCAGGAUGAAAUUCUUCUUAUAUUAUCUCCCAUGUGUAAAACAAAGGUAGAGUUUACAGAACAUGUAUUUCCGUACCUGAUCCAUAACAUGCUAGAAUGUGGUAAUGAUGCCAUCAGGACAACUUUGUCUGGACAGUUCAGAAAUUUCUUCAGCCACUGCAAUGGAUCAAGUGUCUCUCCAAGUAGGGCCAACUCCCCAUUACCAACAGUGGUGUCAUCUUCAAGCUCCAGUGGAGUGAAGAAGGAAAGUGUGCGAACAAUGCUGGCCGUUGUUACGUAUCUACGUACACAGAAUGUACCUAAAAAGGGACGUGGCCAGGGCACUUUGUGGGACAACAAUUUCUGGCUGGACUUGGAUUACUUGGAAGUUGCCUCAGCAGCUCAGAGAUGUUCUGCAUAUUUCACAGCUCUCCUUUACACUGAAAUAUGGGCCGACAUACAAAAAUCCAAUCCGGAUUCCCCAGUGUCCAUUUCGCUGCCAUCUAACAGUCAGAAUUUAGAAAUGGAAAUUGCUACGAGUCAAAGCAGUGAUGAGAGCCUGAGUACUAGUUAUCAGACCCUUGUUCUUGAGGCGUAUGGAUCUAUCGGCGAACCGGACAGCGUGUAUGGUGCCGGAGCAGGCCGACUGGCUGAUAUAGAUUCCAGGGUUCGGACAUACAUGCAUGAGCAAGCUUGGGAUAAGGCACUUGGUGCUUGUGACCUUCGAAUGCAGAACAUUUCUGGUUCAUCACAAACUGGACUAUUGCAGUCAAUGAAGAACUUUGGUCUAGAUCAUGUAAUGAGGAUGUACCUAAAGGGUCUGUCAUCUGAGAACCCACAGGCAACAGCCGAGGUAGCAGAGUUACAGUAUGAGUCUGCUUGGCAGAAUUGUGUGUGGGAUUUGGACACAAGUACCAGUGUUGGCUCGGAUACAACUCAAGGAUUUCACCAGUCCUUGUACAGCUGCUUGUGUGCCUUGCAAGAAGAAGAAUGGGAACUCUUUCAGUGCACACUGGACAAUGCAAAAUCACAUGUCAUGGACGACAUAGCGCAUGUCAGUCUGGAGAGCGUGCGCAGUGUGUAUCCCUCAUUGUCACGGCUGCAGUGCAUUGUGGAAUUGGAGAAUUUUGGGAGUAUAAUUAACGGCACGGAAGACAGCUUGGUCGAUAUUUGGAAUGAGCGCUUUCCACUUCCUGACAAUGAUUUUGAAUUCUUGGAGCCUGUGCUUGCUUUACGUACCUCCAUGCUGCAAACUCUGGUUACACUGAGAAGGCUUAAAAGCCACAGUCCAGAAAAAUUGGCACGAGCUUACAAGGAUCUUGCCAUUCAUCUAGAGAUGCAGGCAAAGAGAGCGCGCUGGUCGCACAAUCCACAGGUUGCUGAGAAAGCGCUGUUUCGAUUAAGACAACUGCAAGGUGAUAUCACCGAGAUACAAAGUCGGCUUGGAGGGAGGGACCUUGGGGUGUCUUGGUCCUGGAAAAUGGAGGAAGCAAAAUUACGUUGGGCACGAGGUGAACAGGACACAGCUAUGUACCUACUGAAGUCCCUAACCAGGAACCUUGAACAGGUUCAGGAUCAGAGCGCGGAGGUGAUUAAUCUUUAUCCGCAAGCAUUGGGACUGUAUGGUACCUGGCUGGCAGAAUCAAAAUCUGAGAAUCCAAACACUAUAAUCGAAAAGUACUUAGAGAAGGCCGCUUGUCUAAUGGAUUGCAUGGAAGGGACUAAUCAAGCCUCCAAAAUCGAGGCCUUCCUGUCGCUUGCAUGGUUUGCUGAUACUCAAUACCAGAAGAAGGUGGACUUCAUGAGUUCGAGUAUUUACGAAAAUAAGGAGAACUUGAUGAAGAAAUCCAAGGUGGAGUCAGAAAAGCUGCAGCAGAUGUAUGAAUCCGGUAAAGACAGGUACACUAGAACGCUGAAUCUACAGGCACAAAUGGAUGAGAGAGAGCUUCAGCAAGUAGCUGAGGAUAAGCGGACGUUUUUGAAGACUGCUGUGGAAUAUUACAUCAAAACGCUGGAAACUGGGGAUAAGUAUGACAUGAGGGUGUUCAGACUAUGCUCUCUGUGGUUCGACAAUGCCAACGAGGAGGAUGUCUCCGAGAUGGUAAAGAGAGGGCUGAUGAAGAUUCAGUCGCGCAAGUUUCUUCCUUUGAUGUACCAGCUGGCAGCCAGACUCGGGACAAAGUCACACGAUAAUCGCUUGUUCCAGGGAAUUCUUAACGAGCUGAUUGAACGGACCGCAGUGGAUCAUCCUCACCACACGUUGUUCAUCUUACUGGCGCUCGCAAACGCCGAGAAAGACGACAAGUAUCUCACUGCUGGCAAGAAAAACACUUCAAGGCUGACGAGGAAUAACUCCAAAGGAGGAGCAAAGGGAUUCACAGAAGCCCGUAUACAAACAGCUUCCACAUUGAUCGAAAGGAUUGGACAGAAGAAGCGAGAACUUGUAAAGCACAUGCAGUUAUUGUGUGAAGCUUACAUUGAACUUGCCUAUGUCAAUGUCACACAUCUCAAGAACGAGAGAGGUCCUUUUAACCUGCCAGAUGCCACGAUUAAAAGGAUCUCAAACCUCAAAGAAGUACCUGUUCCCACUUUGGAAGUUAAGGUGGACCCAUUGUGUCGGUAUUAUGACCUUGUUCAUGUUGUGGGAUUUGACUCCAAGUUUUGUCUUGCCGGAGGGGUUAACCUUCCUAAGAUCAUCUUUUGUGUCGGAUCUGAUGGAAUCAAACGACGGCAGCUGGUGAAGGGUAGAGACGAUUUACGCCAGGACGCUGUCAUGGAGCAAGUGUUCGGUAUGGUGAACCAGCUACUGAUAAAGAACUCUGAAACAAGGAAAAGGAAACUAAAGAUGAAAACUUACAAGGUUAUCCCAUUGUCUCAGCGUAGUGGUAUAGUGGAAUGGUGCGAGGACACAGUUCCUUUGGGAGAGUAUCUGAUUGGUCGGCCAGGGACUAAGACGGGCGCUCAUCCGAGAUACUAUCCAGGAGACUGGACAUCACUCGACUGUCGGAAAAAGAUCCAGGCAGGUGAUAAAAAUGGAAGACCAAGACAUGAGGUUUAUCAGGAGCUCAUGGAGCAUUUUCAUCCUGUAUUUCGGCACUUCUUUCUGGAGAGGUUCCCAGACCCUGCCGUGUGGUUCGAGAGGAGACUAAGUUACACUCGAGGAGUGGCAACAUCGUCUAUUGUUGGUUAUGUGGUUGGUCUUGGCGACCGUCACGUGCAGAACAUCCUUGUUGACUGCAACACAGCGGAACUUGUUCACAUUGAUUUGGGAGUGGCAUUUGAGCAAGGGAAGUUUCUACCCACUCCUGAGACUGUGCCGUUUCGCUUGACGCGUGACAUGGUGGAUGGGAUGGGGUUGACAGGUGUGGAGGGGGUGUACAGGCGCUGCUGUGAGAAGACAAUGGAGGUCAUGAGAACGUCACAGGAAUCCCUUAUGACUGUUGUGGAGGUUUUGCUCUAUGACCCGUUAUCAUCAUGGACACUGGGUCCAGAAAAGAGAAAAGCUCUCCAACAGAAGGCCGAAGAAGAUGAUCUACCUUCCGUCAGUGCUGUUGGGGACUGCCUGGAUUCAACGACAGCCACUGAAAAUCUCGCCGUCGAGGACAAUGUAAAUAAGAUGGCGAAGAGAAUGCUGUUAAGACUCAAGCAGAAACUAGAUGGUGUUGAAGAUGGUGUUCAUUUGAGUGUGUCAGGACAAGUGAAUCACCUCAUACGCGAAGCCAUGGACCCUAAGAAUCUGUGUCGCCUCUUUCCUGGGUGGCAGCCAUGGGUGUAAACUGACGUGCUCCAUCUUCACUGUCACUCAGAUACUUGUAUUACUGCCUAACACCUUCAAAAAUAGGCAUUGAUGGGUGUGGUCUCGCUGUAUGCUUGGCAAAUGAUGCCUAACCUUUCCAGUCCAGAAAUCGGCAUGAGAACUCAGACAACUCUGAACUUGGCACUCAAGAAGCUUAACGCGCUAAAAUUGUUCUAGUUAAACUGAAGUAAUUCCAGUUCAGUUGAUUAAUCGUGGUGGGUUUUUU